This is a messenger RNA of Laetiporus sulphureus 93-53, 1227 nucleotides long. RefSeq lists its product as uncharacterized. The coding region runs from base 1 to 1227 and encodes 408 amino acids. The transcript is spliced from 4 exons. Gene Ontology annotation, cellular component: mitochondrion. The record is from RefSeq and is a predicted model, not a curated record. NCBI's taxonomy places the organism in Eukaryota, Fungi, Basidiomycota, Agaricomycetes, Polyporales, Laetiporaceae.
AUGCUGGCAAGCCGCGCCUGCCGAUUCCCUCAAACAGUGUGCAUUCCGAGUCGUGCUAGACAUCUUUGGCGAUUCGCAUAUCAGCUAAACUUCCAUCCCGGUAUACGUCUUCGUAGCCUCCGUCACCUCCAUCUCACACCCUCGUCGCGCCCUGACACCGAGACACUAUUCACUAGCUCGUCGAAUCGUUGGCUCUGCAACGACGAGCUGCAACACAAAGUCCGAUCUGCUCCGUUCAACCCCGACGCUCUUGAACAUGUGGCGUGCAACAGUGUGGAUGCUCAGCACUGUACAUCAUGGGUGAAAAUAGGAGAAGGGUCUUUCAACAGAAUCUUCUUGCUCCGUUUCGACAAUGGAGCGGAGGUAGUCGCCCGUAUUCCUUUGCCGCUCAUAGGCAACGUUGAGCGAACGAUAGCCAGCGAGGCUGCCACCAUGUGCUACGUUCGCGAGAGGUGGAUUAACAAUCGCUCUCGCAAUGUGCCCCUUCCUCCUAAGGUUCUUGCGUGGAAGGCGUCAUACAACAAUCCCGCACAGACGCCGUACAUCAUUCUGGAGUACGCACCAGGCAUUCCGUUAUAUCCUCGGUGGCCUGCAAUCCAGGGCGAGACCGCUGGUGCAGCCUUGCAGAGCAUCGCUGAGCUAGAAUGGGCGUUGCUUCGCCAGAAUUUCUCUCACAAUGGGUCUCUGUACUUUGCAGAAGACGCGCCGGACGGCGACGAGCGCAGCCGUCCUCUGUAUACAGAUGAUGACUGUUAUCCUGCCGAGCUGAAUCGGGAACUGGCCGCCAAAUAUCGGAUUGGGCCGACUGCAAAUCGUGAAUGGUGGCGUGCAGGCUAUGGCAAUGUGGAUGCUGACCGCGGACCGUGGCCGGAUAUGCAAAGUAUGAUCAAGAGUGCUGCGGAGCUCCAACUGCGUGCAAUGGACACCGUCGUCGAUUUCUCGUCCCCGCUUGUCAAGCCGAACCCCAGCGACAUCCCUUUGCUGCGCUGUCUGCUGAACACCUGCAUUCGCAUCGCUCCCUUCAUCAUUCCCUCCGACCCCGCCAUGACGGCCCCAGUGCUCAAUCACCCGGACCUCUCACUCAAUAACCUUAUCGUCCCGCCCGAGGGCCUAGCCUAUGUUCACCAUGUGAUUGACUGGCAGGGGGCGACUAUCUCCCUUUCUGCAUGCAAUGUGGUGUCCCCACAGCAGUGGCGUACACAGAGGGAGUGGUCCCGAUACCGGUAG